Messenger RNA from Didymosphaeria variabile, 1560 nucleotides. RefSeq lists its product as uncharacterized. The coding region runs from base 1 to 1560 and encodes 519 amino acids. The transcript is spliced from 3 exons. The record is from RefSeq and is a predicted model, not a curated record. Gene Ontology annotation, cellular component: cytoplasm. Lineage: Eukaryota; Fungi; Ascomycota; Dothideomycetes; Pleosporales; Didymosphaeriaceae.
AUGUUCGCGGAGCCGUCAAUGCCUGAACGUCGCCCCUCGCCUGGGCUUUCGCUCGAACUCAACUCCAAGAAUCCGUUUCGCAACAGAGCGACGUCACCUGCCAUCCCUUCGCCAGCCCUCCAAACCCCUACAAGUGCAGACGGCCGGCCAAUGUCCCGCAACCCCUUCUUGCAGACCUUCGAAGCCGAGUUCAACAAAGAGGCCCGCAAAGAGGCCCAAUUGAUCGACAUGUCGGCCACAAUGAAGGAGUCCCCUAAGAAGGCUACCUUUGGUGACGACGCCAGAGACCUGUUUGAUAAUCUUACGCUUGAUGAUGGCGACAAGAGGCGCGCCCCGCCUGCACGAGGCCCACCCCCGCGCAGCGGUACUCUUCCCAACUCAGGCCACCGCCCGUCUCGCUCAGACGAGGAAGAGCGCGAGAAGCGUCGAGACGACCGACGGGACGACCGAAGGGACGAUCGACCGCGCGGCCCACCCCGUGGACCUCCCCGACCCUCUGGCUCUCGACGAGAACCUCCGCCGCGGGGCAGCCCGAACAGGAGGGAGCACAGCAGGCGACCGCGUCGCAACUCGGAGUCCUCCAUGAUCGACAAGGGUUCGUUGGAUCCGAAUGAAGAGCGCCGCCGCAGGGAUCGCCGCAGAGAAAGAGACGAGCGUGGUCGCGACGGCAAGUCUCGCUCGACCAAAGUUCGUAAACCCCAUGGCCUCGAUAUUAUCGACAAGCUGGAUGUCAGUGGCAUUUAUGGUCCGAGCAUGAUCCAUCAUGAUGGGCCCUACGAUGCUGUGCAGCCCCACCGCAACCGCGAAAAGGAUAGACGCGCCCCUAUGCACGCGUUCCCUGCUGGAUCUGCCAACAAUGCGCUUGGCGGAUCUGGGCCGGUGAACGACAAGAUUGACUUGGACAAGAUUCACGGCCGAGGUGCUGAGGGAUUCUCUGAUUUCGGUGCAGCUGCCAACACUUGGACCAAGCGUCCGGAGCUGGAAGGGCGCUCUUUGACAUUUGGUCCUAAGGAGCGUGAGGACAUUGUACACGGAGACCAAAGCUAUGGUUUGGGCACGUCAACCUUCCUCGAGGGCGCACCUGCCUCCCGCACUGCUAUCCAGCAACGUGAGGCAGAAAACCAAAGGGCCUUUGCUGAAGGUGGUCUUGGCCGGAAGAAAUCCAUUGCUCAGCGCUUCCGCGGCUUGAACCAACCCCGCCGCGACUAUGGUGACCGACCCCGCAUAACGUCCCCUGAAGCUCGAUACGAAUAUGGCCAGAGCCCCAACGGGCCCAUGAUCACAGGAGGCAGCUUGACAAGCAGCAAGAACGAGAGAAACCCCUUCUUCGACGACUACGAUCAAGCGUACGAUAAGAAGGGUGCCGCGAUUGAUGUAGCUCAGAAGGAUGGAGUCACGUCACCCACUUCUCCUGAAGGUCGCAACCCAUUGACGCGUUCCAUCACGACAGAUAGUGUCGGUUCUCCCGUCGAGUCGAAACCUCAGGUCGGCGGUGGAUUCCUCAACCGCGUCAAGAGUUUGAAGGGCGGACGAAGGCCGCGUCCUGAGCGCCCUACCUAA